Molecule: messenger RNA, 760 nt
Organism: Aspergillus caelatus
Lineage: Eukaryota; Fungi; Ascomycota; Eurotiomycetes; Eurotiales; Aspergillaceae
Product: GPI anchored serine-threonine rich protein
Exons: 3
Coding region: 126-617 (163 amino acids)
Source: RefSeq, a predicted model, not a curated record
UUUCUUUGUUACAUUGUGUGUACUCUUGUCCAAGGACUGUCUCGUGACGACAUAUUCUCUAUAUUCCAUCCGCAUUUGCCCUAACCCUCAAUCCAACUACCAAUAAACACACCCAAAACAGAAACAUGCGUGCCACACUCCUCACCACCAUCCUGGCAGGAUCCCUCCCCUUGCUUGCAGCGGCACAGGCCCAGGCCACUGCUACUGCGGGGACAACAACUUCGACCGAGACGAAGUGUGCUGCUCAGAACAUCGUGGAUGAUUGUAAAUCACGAAUGUUGGAACAAGUGAACAGUUGCGAAGUAAACGAUUGGAGAUGCCUGUGUGAACAGCAGGGCAACGUUGUUACAUGCUUCAACAACUGCCCUGGUUCUACACAGAGCACCCCUGAAAGGCAAAAGCAACAAGUCUAUUGCAACGCAGCGAAGGCUCUCCCCUCGUCGUCAACAAAGGUCGCCUCUUCGACCUCUUCGGCGACGGAAACAAAGAAGACCAGCUCCUCUACUACCACCUCGACUAGUACGUCGACGGGUGCUGCUUCUCUUCCUACAGCGGCAUUCGGGACUGUCGAGGGGGGACUGAUGCUGGGUGUUGUACUGGGGGUUCUGGGCCUUUGAUUGCUUCAGCUUUAAGUCGAGGAAUCUAUGAUAAUAUCUAAUAGUAAUCACGUCGAUGCGCAAGUCGCAUUGAUGGAAGGAUAUCUGGUUUAAUGUAUGUCUAUUAGUGUAUGAUUCAAUCAAUGUAAUUAUAAACAUAUUGA